Kalmanozyma brasiliensis GHG001 is the source of this 1662-nucleotide messenger RNA. RefSeq names its product Protein phosphatase 2C (PP2C)-like domain protein. Bases 1 to 1662 code for a protein of 553 amino acids. The transcript has a single exon. The record is from RefSeq and is a predicted model, not a curated record. Gene Ontology annotation, molecular function: protein serine/threonine phosphatase activity. Lineage: Eukaryota; Fungi; Basidiomycota; Ustilaginomycetes; Ustilaginales. Gene Ontology annotation, biological process: protein dephosphorylation.
AUGAUCAGGACGGCGGGCGGUGCGGUCGCUGGACCCUCGCGGGCGGCCCUCUCGGCGGGAGCAUCCACCACACGCGCUCCUCGUGCGUCCUUCUCAACAACCUGCAUCCAACCCUCGUUGCUCGUCUCUACACCACGCGGCAAGGGCAAGCAAAGAGCCCAAGACUGCUUCUCCUGUCAGCGUCGUUCGCAACAAACCUUCAUCCGCACGCACUCCCCCACCGGCUCAGCACGCAUCCAGCUCAAGUCCACCCGCAACGGCGUUUUUGGCCUCUCCACCUCCCGUGGCACCCGGGCGUACCAGGAAGACACAGCCUCCGUCUCCUGCUUGCACAUCCCCACCUCCGACCUACGUGCCGACUAUCUGCGCUUGCAAUCCUCCCCAUCCUUCGCAUCGACCCCAGAGGUGCGGCAAGCAGCGCUCGAAUGGGACCCCACCAAGGCAGGCGGCGAGGAGGUCGCAGGUCAAGUCGUCUGGUUCGGCUGCUUCGAUGGGCAUGGUGGUCAACAGGUGAGCAGUUUUCUGAGGGAUCAGCUGCAUAAGACGUUCGAGAGCGUCGAGCCGGAUAUGGUGACGGAUACGGUGCAGUGGACGAGAGAGUUGGGCGGGUAUUUUCGGCGGUUCAUGGGUGGGGUGCUGGAGAGGUGGGUGAGGAAGGAGAGGUUGAAGCCGGUGAGGGCGGGGGCGAUGGGGAGACGGGUGCCGUUGGCAGCGUUGACGCCGGAGAAGAAGGCGGAGUCGAGCAAGGAGGGUCAAUCCGGAUCAAAGGAGGGCGAGCAACAGCCUUCGAGCAAGACCCUCCUCCAGCCGACCCGACAGGAUGGGGCGGUCAAGAUCGGCGGCAGUGCAGAUGCUCUCACCAAGUCCUCUUCCUCCACCGCCGCCCCCACCGGUAGCGCAGACGCAGGCUGGGACGAGCUCAUCACGCGCAUCCCACCGCCUGACACGCUCACCACCACUCCUCUUUCGAUCAGCGAACGCCUCACCCUCGCCUGGCUCGUUGCCGACCGUCAAAUCCAGUCCAACCCAACCCUCGACGUUGGCGGCAGCACCGCCUCCGUCGCCCUCCUCCACUCGCUCGACCUGCCCAGCACCCCCUUCUACUCGGCCACCCACCUCGCCCUCCACGUCGCCCACGUCGGCGACACACGAAUGCUCCUCUGCUCCGCCUCGGACGGCAAAGCUAUCCCGCUCACAUCGUACCAUCACCCGGACGACCGCUCCGAAUCCGAACGGCUGCGCAAGAUGGGCGCUGGCAUGAUCACCGAUUCCUUCGGCGAGGCGAGGUGGAUGGGUGCCCUAGCGAACACGAGGGCGUUCGGAGACUCGAGGUUCAAAAAGGUGGGGAUCACGGUCGAACCUGAGAUCUGGACGCAGGUGAUCAGGGGGGAGGAUUACGGCUUUGUCAUUGGGUUCAGCGAUGGUGUGGGUGGCGUCAUGAGCGAUCAGGAGGUCGUCGAUCUGUGUAGGGGCGCCAAACAUCCCAGUCAAGCGGCGCAAAGCGUGCUGAGCUUUGCGGAAGAGUUGGGCGCGCAGGAUAAUUGUACCGUCAUGGUCAUCCCGUUGAAAGGGUGGGGGAAGGUCGGUGGGCAGGAUAAGACGAGAGAGAGGAGAGAGAUGAGGAGAUCGAAGAUCGAUGUUUUCAGAGAUAACCGCAGAUGA